GAUGCCGUAAGGUAUAAGCCCCUUGGACUAGCAAAGACUCUGGUCACUGGAGCUCCGACACGCGGACCCCGAACCCCGCGGUGGACUCGUUUGCAGUCUUCGAAAGAUUGUGAGUAUAGCCGGGAGCACAUCGUAGAAUUUAAAGAGCAAUAGACGUGUAAAGCGGGCGUUGCGAGAUGGCGUCGUCAACGGUGCCAGAGCCCGAUUAUUCGUAUCUUGGAUUGAUACUCAGCACGGGCGAUCCACGCACGCGUGACUGGCCAAUGAUGGGCUCUCCAGUUAUCGUUGUGUCGAUUCUUGCCUCGUAUCUAUAUUUCUGCACUUCACUGGGGCCACGUCUGAUGAAAAACCGCGAGGCAUUCAAUAUAAGGCCCAUCGUGCUGGCUUACAACGUGAUUAUGGUCGGACUAAGUUUGUUCUUUUGUGUGCUCACUUUAAAGUUAACUUACGUUGGCCAGGAAAUCGGACCGUACAACGUCGUGUGCGAGGCGACGUCGACGACUGACUCGGUGCUUCUAUACUGGGGCUGGUGGUAUAUGCUCACAAAAAUUGGUGAACUACUAGAUACAGUAUUCUUCGUGUUUUUAAAAAAAAACAGUCAUAUCUCUUUUCUUCACCUACUGCACCACUCUCUUGCUUUAGGCACCGUAUGGAUGGACAUCAAUAACGGUAUUACAGGACAAGUCGCUAUGUUCCCUAUUCUUAAUGCGGCGGUACAUGUGGUUAUGUAUGGUUAUUAUGGUCUUGCAGCGCUACCGUCUUCGGUGAAACCCAACCUCUGGUGGAAAAAGUACGUGACACAGUUUCAAAUUGCACAGUUCUUCGCGCUUAUGGUGCACGGCUUGAUGCCAUUUAUUUUCGACUGCGGAUUUCCUAAGACCAUGGCAUCACUGAUGGUGCUUGAAGCUGGACUCUUCACCUGUCUUUUCUCGGACUUCUACUAUAAGAACUAUAUCAAGGGUCAGGAUGAAAGGUAUAUAAUUGGAUCCAGCACGAAAAGCGAUUAAGAAGUUCUUCAGUGGAAUCUGAAAAGUAUGCAUUACUCAGCAAGACGUCUAAAAAAGCGUCUGUUUAGCCUGUUCGAGAAAUUUACCUUGCCGUACGAUAUUCUCCACAACCACCUCACGCACUCCCUACCUCCUAGCCUUAAUCAAGUGUAAUUUCCUGCAGACGAAUGAUAAUCAAGGUUUGACCCGAUAUCUUUCUUGGAUUUUGGCACUAGGGGGCGGGUGUUGCUUUUCCGAGCUCGACCUCCUCCUCACCUCGCAGUGAGGCGCCCUAGCGUCUGGAACUCAGUACUGACUAACUCAACUUCAAGCGCGCCUUCAGGCGUAUGGGGCGCGGCGCGCGUCGAAGGCUAAAGGAGCCGCUAGCCAUCGGGUGUUCUGCUGGCCAGAACGCGCUCUGUUGUACAUAGUGCUUCCUUAUUUUAAUAAUAAUUAUUAAGAUUAAUAUUAUAUUAAAUUUAUUUGCUGUGUUUUUGGCCUCCUGCUGGUUGCCAGUAAAUAAAACACCAAAAUGGUAUA
This is a messenger RNA of Varroa destructor (honeybee mite), 1526 nucleotides long. Its product is annotated as very long chain fatty acid elongase AAEL008004-like. Gene Ontology annotation, molecular function: fatty acid elongase activity. The record is from RefSeq and is a predicted model, not a curated record. Lineage: Eukaryota; Metazoa; Arthropoda; Arachnida; Mesostigmata; Varroidae. Gene Ontology annotation, cellular component: endoplasmic reticulum membrane. Gene Ontology annotation, biological process: very long-chain fatty acid biosynthetic process; fatty acid elongation, monounsaturated fatty acid; fatty acid elongation, saturated fatty acid.